GCUCGAGAUGCUCGAAUUCAGGUCCGGGUAUGGUUCUACGGGGUGUAGUCUGUAUAUCAGCCAUCGUGUAAGCCUCCCCCCUAAGAAAGUAACUUUCUCGCCAACUGUGUUGCCCCUAUACAACAAACUGCAGUCGCAAACACACAACAACGAUCUUUUGCUCUUUUCUUUUUCUCUCCCCUUCCCCCUUUACUCGGAUCUGUGAGGUGUGCAAAAACCGCGACGGUUCGAUCUCCGUUCGCCACCGUUUCCGCCUGGAAAGCGGUUCAGAUAGGUGGCUUGACUGGUGAAAAAGCGCCCCGUUCACCCUCCACCUCUCCGCCAUCGUCAAACUGGACCUACCCAGGUGUCUCAACCCACCCACUCUCUCCAGGUAUACAAUGCCACGGCGAGGUCGUAAGAUGCUGCUACUGGCUAUAUUUGCCUUCGUUCUCAUGGGCCUAAUCCUUUCCCGCAUCCUGUGGUCGACCGACCUGGCAUGGAACCGCAUCACUUCCACCUUCCAUCCGGCUAACAAGCAUCCAACAUGCCCCGUGUGCUCAGCGAUCCCUGGUGCCCGUCGACCACCUGGACGCCUCCAUUUCCUCAUCACGGGAAGCGCCCCCAACUUGGAGCUAUGUCGUGCGCUCGUCUCUUCGACUGUCAAUCGAUACGGGGCCCCCGUCAUCUCCGGGUGGCAGGCCACGGGCGACAGGGACGCCGCCAACACCCACCUCGCCAAGGUCCGCGUGGUCACCGAGUACCUCGAGCAGAGGAUCCCCCCAGAUGCCGACGAUGAUCUCUUCCUCAUGAUCGACGGAUACCAUGUCCAGCUCCAGUUUGGCCCCGAAGUCCUCCUGAAGCGCUACUUCGAAGUCUCGGACAGAGAAGACGAGCGCAUCAUCCAGCAGCUCGCCCCGGCCAACGCCGAGAAGGUCGCCGGCCCGCUGGGUCGUCAUGUCAUCUUCGGCGCCGACAAGGUGUGCUCGCCUGUCGACUGGAGAUGUCCGGGCUGUUGGGCCGUCCCGAUGGUGCCCGGGAUGGAUAGCCUGACGUUUGGGCCCAAGACCGACGGAGGCAACAUGACGUAUAACCGGCCUCGAUGGCUCAACAGCGGGACCGUCAUGGGUCCCGUCAAGGAGGUCCGCGAGUUGUUCCGUGCCACCCUCCAUCGCAUCGAAGCGACUUAUGACCCCCACUUUGAACAUAGGGAGAGCGACCAGUACUACCUGGCCGGGAUUUGGGGCGAGCAGGAGAUUGAGCGGAUCAACGCGCAGCUCGCCGAGGACCCGGAGGCGCAGCACCCCGUCGGCCCGUCGGACGCCCACUGGCCCGAGAUCCUGCCGGGGCAGAAGUACAACUACCACAUCGCCGUGGACUAUGGGAGCAGCCUCUUCCAGACCUGGGCGGGCUGCCUGGACUGGGUGGGCUGGUACAGGUUUGACGGCACGGGGUACUCCUCCCUCGUCGACCAGAACGUGCGGGGGGAGACCGGGUUCCGGCCCUGGGACCUGCACCUGCAGGGCGAUGCGAUGGUGGCCCUGGAUCGCAUCCACUCGUCGACCGACGAGCUGUCCAGGACCGGGAGGAGCUCCAACGAGUUGAUCCGCCGGUCCGAGUUCGGCGUCAACAUCGUUACCAAGACGACCAUACCCAUCUCGCAUUGCACGGGGACCGAGGAGUCUCUGGACCGGGUUUACCCCCGCAUGUGGUUUUUCCGCCAUGCCAGAGCUCUCGUCGGGUCGGCUCUCGCCUUCUUCAGGGCCAACGAACCUUACGCCCCGUACCCCAUCAACAACCGCAUAUGGUACCCCGCCAUGCGGUAUCCCGAGGGCGUGUCCCUCGAUGAUGGCGGCGCAUGGUCUGACGGCAGUGACGGCUCGAGCAAGAUGGAGUGGUUAAGCUUCGACAGGAUCUGUGGUGAGCACAAGGAAUCUUUGUUCGGGUAG
Molecule: messenger RNA, 1928 nt
Organism: Sodiomyces alkalinus F11
Lineage: Eukaryota; Fungi; Ascomycota; Sordariomycetes; Glomerellales; Plectosphaerellaceae
Exons: 2
Coding region: 381-1928 (515 amino acids)
Source: RefSeq, a predicted model, not a curated record